CUUUUCUAGUCAGUUUGAGAUAAUUUGUCUUGGAGUACAGUUCGCAAUUUUAAAUCCGUUAACCAUGAAUAACAUUUUCGAAGCUACAUUGUUCGAUAAAAGGACAAAAAUAUGGUCAGGAGUACAUAAACCCAUGAUAUUCAACCCGAAAAUGUCCCUUGGAAGAGCUAUUUUGUACAUGUUGGACAAAAAUCCGGAUUUUGUGGCUCAGAUCAGUGACAAUAGCGCUGUUCGUAAAACCAAUCGAGAGAUUCACGAUGAAACUUUGAAAAUCGCCGCAAAUCUUCAGAAAAUCGGUUGUUCUCAAGGUGAUGUAGUGGGAUUUCUGUCUAGGAAUAAUGAGAAAAUCGCUUCUGCAGUUUUGGCAGCUUUUCUUCUUGCCGCACCAAUAAAUGCCCUUGAUUUUCAAUUUAGCAAAGAUGAGAUUGUCCACAUGUUUGGAAUCACGCGUCCUAAAUUCAUCUUCUGCGAAAGGGAGAAGGUUGAUCUCCUCAGGGAGGCUCUUGGAGUGUUGAAGAUCAAUCCAAAGAUCAUCGUUUUUGGCGCGAAAUUGGCUGAUCUUCUUCAUAUUGAUGAUUUUCUCGUAAAUCACGAAGAUCUGCAUGAUUUCAGACCUCCUGAAGUGGACAGUAAGACUUGUGCUGUUAUUAUCUGCUCUUCGGGAACAACUGGGCUUCCUAAGGGGGUAUCCUUAAGCAGUGGAAGUCUCCUCUUUCAAGCGAGUUAUGGCUUCACAGAUGAUGUAGAACGACCAGCCUCUAUCAUUUGCUUCAGCUCUAUUUACUGGUAUUCCGGGCUCCUGACCUUACUGACGGGCAGCUUAACAGGAAUCACCCGGAUAAUCACAACUGAUCCUUUUACGCCGGAUCUUUACCAUCGAAUGAUCUUGGAGUAUCGGCCUAAGAUUCUCUUUACAGGCCCUCUGCAACUAUCAGAAAUCCUCAAUUAUAAACUCCUGGAUGACAGCACGAUGGACAGUGUCAAGUACUAUGUUUGUGUGGGAAGCGCCCUGCCUGAAUCAUUGUGGACAACAACUAAAAAAUAUCUCAGAAACGGAAGCAUUUGCAACGGCUAUGGAAUGUCAGAAGUGGGAUUUUUAUCUCGAGAACCUCCCAGAGCUCUGCAAUAUUCCGCCGGUUAUUUAUUGGCUGGAAUUCAGGUUAAGAUCCUGGAUGAUAAUGGAGAAAAAUUGGGUAUUGGAGAGGAAGGAGAAUUGUGCGUUAAAUGGGAGCACAUGUCUCAGGGAUACUACAACAAUCCUGAGGAGACUGCUAAAACUUUUGACAAAGAAGGAUGGGUACAUAGCGGAGACAUUGGUUGUUUCGAUGAAGAUGGUCUUCUGCGCAUUGUUGGUCGAAGUAAAGACAUCCUGAAGUACAAUAACUUUGGCGUAGCUCCCAUUGAGAUUGAAAACCUCAUACUCAGCAUUCCUGGAGUGCUUCAAGCAGUUGUCAUAGGAGUUCCUCAUCCCGUCUCCAUUGAUCUCCCAGCUGCUGUUGUCGUUCGUCAAGAUGGAUCUUCCGUAACGGCUGAAGAGAUUUCAUCUCUGAUUGAGAAAAAUUUGAGCGAUCCGAAGCGUCUUCGUGGAGGGAUUUACUUUGUGGACAGCGUUCCCGUGACACCGUCCGGGAAGGUUAAGAAGAAUUUGGUCAAGGAGAUGGCUACGAAAUUGUACAAAGAGAGAAACACAAAUAACUAAGAAUUAAUGCAUUGCUAUCGUAUUCAUUUUUUUCAAUAAAUCUAUAAUAGGCACUGUUUUCUUA
This is a messenger RNA of Phlebotomus papatasi, 1763 nucleotides long. Its product is annotated as luciferin 4-monooxygenase-like. Lineage: Eukaryota; Metazoa; Arthropoda; Insecta; Diptera; Psychodidae. Gene Ontology annotation, biological process: fatty-acyl-CoA biosynthetic process; long-chain fatty acid metabolic process. The record is from RefSeq and is a predicted model, not a curated record. The transcript is spliced from 5 exons. Bases 65 to 1699 code for a protein of 544 amino acids. Gene Ontology annotation, molecular function: long-chain fatty acid-CoA ligase activity.